Helianthus annuus (common sunflower) is the source of this 1200-nucleotide messenger RNA. RefSeq lists its product as uncharacterized. Lineage: Eukaryota; Viridiplantae; Streptophyta; Magnoliopsida; Asterales; Asteraceae. The record is from RefSeq and is a predicted model, not a curated record. The transcript has a single exon. The coding region runs from base 1 to 1200 and encodes 399 amino acids.
AUGACUGACGAAUAUAAAGCUCUAUUGGCCAACAACACGUGGGAACUUGUCCCCCGACCACCCGAUACACCUGUGAUCCGAUGCAUGUGGCUCUUUAAACACAAAUUUCAUGCUGACGGCUCUUUGGAGCGACAUAAGGCACGUUUGGUUGUUAAUGGCAAAAGCCAAACUGUGGGUGUCGACUGUGAUGAGACCUUUAGCCCUGUAGUAAAACCUACCACCAUUCGCACCGUCCUUAGCCUGGCUGUCUCACGCGGUUGGUCUACACACCAAUUGGAUGUUAAAAAUGCAUUUUUAAACGGUCAUUUAAAAGAAACUGUCUACAUGUUUCAACCACCAGGCUUCACAUCUUCUACUCACCCGAAACAUGUAUGCAAACUAAAUAAAUCUUUAUAUGGUCUAAAACAAGCCCCCAGGGCGUGGUAUCAACGUUUUGCAGGUUAUUUAUUCAAAUGUGGCUUUACUAGCAAUGUGUGCGACACUUCUCUCUUUAUAUAUCACCAUGGAAAUCACUUGGCUUAUCUCUUACUGUACGUGGAUGAUAUCAUUUUAACUGCUUCUAGUAAUGACCUGCUACAGCGUAUCAUACGGUCUCUCACAGCUGAAUUUAAAAUGACCGAUUUGGGGAGUUUACAUCAUUUUUUGGGCAUUGCUGUCACAAAACAGCAUAACGGGUUAUUUUUGUCACAAUCCACUUAUGCAGCUGAUAUCUUGUCUCGAGCGAAUAUGUCAAACUGCAACCACGUUAGUACUCCUGUCGAAGUUGGUUCUAAACUCAGCGCUGAUAGUGGCGCCUCUUUCCCUGAUGGUUCAUUAUAUAGGAGCUUAGCCGGAGCACUUCAGUAUCUAACUAUUACCAGACCAGACAUUGCCUAUGCUGUUCAACAGGUCUGUCUGUUUAUGCACGCUCCUCGGGAACCUCACUUUCAGUUCCUCAAACGGAUCCUUCGUUACAUCAAAGGCACCAUCAACCAAGGUCUAUUAAUUUCACCAUCUAAAUCUACUACGUUGACUGCUUACUCAGACGCCGACUGGGGAGGCUGCCCCGACUCUCGCAGAUCCACCUCCGGCUACUGUGUUUAUUUGGGAUCCAACUUGAUCUCCUGGUCUUCUAAGCGCCAACCCACCAUUUCCAGAUCAAGUGCAGAGGCUGAAUAUCGUGGCGUGGCAAAUACCGUCGCUGAAAUCAGUUGGGUUUGA